AUGGUAGCAAAUAUCAUCGAUCUCAUUCGUUCAAUGCCGGAGGAGGAACAAGUUCUCAUGUUCGUCCAAUUCGACAAUCUAAUGCACAACAUCGUCUCUGCUGUAAACGCUGAGGGUAUCCCAAACUACGGUUUUACGGCAAGUUCUGGUCGCGCGGUAAGAAACAUGGUAGAUGACUUCCAGAAUAGGGGCCCAACUAAGAAGAUCCUUGUCUUGAACUGGGCGAACUCGUUAGCUGCUGGAGUGACGACGGUCCACAUUUACGACUUCCUCGCGUUGCAGGUUACCGAUGUUGACCUCUAUCAAGCGCAGGAUAGAAAAACCUUCGUGAGGCAGUCUGUCAACGGGGACAGCCAAUGGGAGAUGGUAGAUCCACGAGCGUGA
This is a messenger RNA of Letharia lupina, 384 nucleotides long. RefSeq lists its product as uncharacterized. The coding region runs from base 1 to 384 and encodes 127 amino acids. The transcript is spliced from 2 exons. The record is from RefSeq and is a predicted model, not a curated record. Lineage: Eukaryota; Fungi; Ascomycota; Lecanoromycetes; Lecanorales; Parmeliaceae.